Messenger RNA from Echinostoma caproni, 2118 nucleotides. Lineage: Eukaryota; Metazoa; Platyhelminthes; Trematoda; Plagiorchiida; Echinostomatidae. The record is from the annotation of a GenBank genome assembly.
AUGGGACUCACUCAGUUAGGUGGUGCCACCCUACCACUAUCGUUUGCCGCUGCCGGAUCUGACCCAAAUGCGCUCAACACUUCGGCUCUUCUCGCAGCUGCCGCUGCUCUUCAACAGCAACAACAAACGGUUCCCGGUUCCGGUUUGUUGGUGACGACAUCCUCUGCAAAGGCGUCCAUGACCGGUGAUCCCGUCACAUUGGGCCAGCAUCUGAGCGCCGGUUCUCGAGCGACCACCCUCUUGUCAACAUCCACCGCAAACGGAAUAUGCUCGGGAAAUGGAACACUUUCAAGCAAGAGUGUAUUAUCGGGUUCUGAGCCUAUUCUCCCGGCUUUUUGCUCCCUCUGCCCACCCAUCCAUCCUGCCGCAUACACAUAUAAUCUCCGUGUUUGCUUGCGUCACUUGCUUGGUGCCACCUCAAUCCAUUCGGUCACCCAUCCCUCCCCAAUAUUGCUGCCGAACCGCGAUCGUCGUCGUCGUCAUUGUCGUCUUCGUUGUGUGGUAAUCCUGGUCUCAAUGUCGUUGUUUUGCCACCCUCAACAACAAAAGCAACAAGCUGCUGUCGCUGCAUUUCACGCUGUAGCUCGAGCUGUGGAAACGACAGGGGACGAACAUAACACGACCGGGGCGAAAGCGAUCACGUCUACUGCUCCCAUCUCAGUGGCCAAACUCGAAUCAACUCCUACUGCAACUGUCCCUGUCUCUCUGGUGUCAAGCAUGUCUUCCCCUGCGGUUCGGGCUGGCAUGAAACGUGAAGCCGCUAGCUGCAGCACCAGCACCAGCAAUUCGGUGGGCACUGCAAACGCUGGCUUGGAUAUGCAUCCUUGGUAUCCUCCUAAACGUGCGAAUCAUACUGGUGGAUAUUCUGGUGAAGCGACUCCCAAAGCUUCCGAUUCUAUGGAUAAUAACGGUUCAGCGGGAACAAUGUGCAAUGGAAACGGUCCACACUCAUGCCAAGAUCGACCAAACAGCGAGUCUAGCGUGUCUACCUCGGUUACCGGGGAUUAUGUCUCCGAUUCUAACAAUACAUUGAACCAAGUUUUUGCAUCCACCACCGCUGGGCUUACAUUCUCACCUGCCUUCUACGGCUCGGUAGCUCCUCAUUUGACUCCGUCCUCUGCUGCCGUGUCAAGUCUCCUCAAUCCGAUGAACGUAAACCUUUAUGGAUUACCGUUGUCCAACGCUCAAACGGCCUCACCAUACGUUUCGCCCCAACUCGCUCCAUAUUCAUCAACAAUCUAUUCCACACCGACAGACAAUCCCAAUUCCAUGGCCACAGCUGCUGCGGCUGCUUUGGCACUAAAUAGUUGGCUUCAACAACAACAGCAACAGCAGCAGCAGACCCACCCUCAACAACCACCGCAACAACCAACUGCGACACCCACUCAUCCACUACUAUCAACUCAGGUUCCCGGCACCCAUCCACUAUCCACACCUUCAGCUUUGGCUGCUGCCCUCGCUGCUGUCCAACAACAACAGCAGCAGCAGUCACACAAUCCCGCGGAAUUGCACCCUAGCGCACAACAACAGACACAACAUUCACCGGCAUUCCAACACCAUUCUCAGCAACAGGCUCUGCUUCUCUCCACCUUGAUUCGAGCUCAACAAUCUCAACUAGCUGCAGCGCAAAUGGCUGCCGCUGUGCAGGCUGCUGGCUACUUGCAAACUAAUACUUCCCCACGUCCUAUCGGAAUCUUGGAUCCUUCAUAUCAAAUCCCAGGGGCGUUAGCUGGACUGCAAGCCUCACCAUAUGCAACAUCGUUCCCCUGUGUCCAAAACCCGAUCACCAACGUAGCCUACAUCAAUGAUAAGGGUCAUCUCCUAGAGACUCUUCCGAUAUGCCGUGAUUUCAAAGCGGGAAAAUGCCAUCGAAACGGAGAUUGCCGCUAUGUUCACCUGGUGGAUGAAAACGUCGAAGUCAACCAGGGGCGAGUGAUUGUAUGUCGUGAUGCUGCCAAAGGUCGUUGUACACGUGUCCCGUGCAAGUACUAUCACGUGCCGCUGCAUGCGAUCUCCGCCAAUCGAAGCUUGGCUCUUAACUCGGUCUUGGCAAAUGCAGCUGGAGUACCGAGUAGCAGUACUGGCAGCGCCAGUGGUGUGGGCGGUCAAGGGCUCUGA